This is a messenger RNA of Trifolium pratense (red clover), 2363 nucleotides long. Its product is annotated as glycosyltransferase BC10-like. Gene Ontology annotation, molecular function: glycosyltransferase activity. The transcript is spliced from 2 exons. The record is from RefSeq and is a predicted model, not a curated record. Gene Ontology annotation, cellular component: membrane. Lineage: Eukaryota; Viridiplantae; Streptophyta; Magnoliopsida; Fabales; Fabaceae. The coding region runs from base 711 to 1952 and encodes 413 amino acids.
GCUGUUUCUUUUUUAUUGGCUCUCUCUCUCUCUCUCUCUCUCUAUGAAUAUGAACUUUCCCUUCAAGUGAGGUUUUAUUCUCUAAUCUUCUAAUAUAAAGCAAAACUCACCACGUUUUAUAUACACUGUGAGUGAGUGAUGAAUCAUGAAUGACAUGAAAGAGUUUUUUAGAGAGAGAGAGAGAGAGAUUGCUGAGUGAGACAGCAUUAACAUUAUUCUCACUUCCAUUGAAAUCUGGCACAAUUCAAGAACAAAGGAGAAAAGUGUGAAGAGAUCACAAUCUACACUCAACAUCAAUCAUUUUCUUGUUUCAACUCAACUCUCUUUAUAUAACUGGUUUUCUCUCUCUAAAUCCAUCAUUUCCCAGAAUCACAAGAACAAAAAAAAUUGAUUUUUUUCAUGACCCUUUAAUCUUUUAAUGAUAUUAGAGUUAUUAGUUUUGUUGGGCUGCUGAAAUUUUCUUUCAUUUAUUUUCUUGUGAUCUUGGCUUCAUUUGGUGUUUUUUCAUUUUGAUUUAAUAUUUGAGAUUGGUUUUGAUAAAUUCUGUCAAUAAACAAGCAUAGAUUAGAUACUCUUUUUGAUGAAAAUUUGAAUAGGGUGUAUCUAUGAGUAUGAGUAUGAGCAUGGAAAUUUUGUUUUGAUAUGGUUUUGUAUUGGACAAUAAGUUUUAUAUUCAUGUGUAUGAGGUGUUAUUUGAGAUUUUGUUAUCUAUGAAGUUUAGUAGUAACAAGAUCUUAGAUUUGAUUGGAAUUUGGAAGAAGGGAGAGGGAGAAGGAGAGAAAAAAACUAUGCAGUCUAGAAUGGAGGAAGGGAAGGACCCUGUUGCAACAAGAGUCACACACUCUAGGCCAUUUCCUUUGAGACUUUUGCAAUUUUUCUUACUCUUUUUGGUUAUUGGAAUUGGUGGUUCAUUUGUUAGCAUGUACAUGAUUAGGCAUUUUGGUAUUCAUAAUGUGGCUUUCGUACAAUCGUCGAUUAAGCCUUGUUUUCAGAAGCCGGCGAUUGUAGAGAAUUGGUUUAAGCCUCCAUCUAGUUUGUUGCAUAAUAUGACUGAUGAGGAACUCUUUUGGAGGGCUUCUUUUGUUCCGAGGAUUAAGAGUUAUCCUUUUAAAAGAACUCCUAAAAUUGCCUUCAUGUUCUUGACUAAGGGACCUUUGCCUAUGGCACCACUUUGGGAAAACUUCUUUAAAGGACAUCAGAAGCUUUAUAACAUCUAUGUUCAUUCACUGCCUUCUUACAAUCCUGAUUUUUUGCCGUCGUCAGUUUUUUACCGGAGACAGAUCCCUAGCCAGGUGGCAGAGUGGGGAAUGAUGAGUAUGUGUGAUGCUGAAAGACGACUUCUAGCUAAUGCGUUGCUUGAUUUCUCAAAUGAAUGGUUUGUGCUUCUAUCUGAGUCCUGCAUCCCUCUCCAAAACUUCAGCAUUAUACACCGUUACUUAUCGCGAUCAAGGUACAGCUUUAUGGGCGCAUUCGAUGAACCUGGUCCAUAUGGAAGAGGACGUUACGACGAAAACAUGGAACCUGAAAUCAACAUGAGUGACUGGCGUAAAGGGUCUCAGUGGUUCGAAAUUAACCGAGAACUUGCUGUUAGGAUAGUUGAAGACAUAACUUACUAUCCAAAACUCAAAGAAUUCUGCACACCACACAAAUGCUAUGUCGAUGAACACUAUUUCCAGACAAUGUUAACCAUUAAUACUCCUCAUCUUUUGGCGAACCGAAGCCUCACUUAUGUGGAUUGGUCAAGAGGUGGUGCUCACCCUGCUACCUUUGGAAAGGAUGACAUCAACGAGGAAUUCUUCAAGAAAAUUUUGCAAGAACAGACAUGUCUUUAUAAUAACCAGCCAACUUCACUUUGUUUCAUAUUUGCAAGAAAAUUUGCACCUAAUGCUUUAGGUCCUCUUUUAGAUAUAGCUCCGAAAGUUCUAGGAAUAGGAAAGUUGAAGCAUCCUUGAAGGAGUUCCGAGCAUGUUAGUUUUGCUAUCAGCUUACUCCAUUUUGAUCGCGUGAUUCAUCUUCUGCUCAACCUGUUUUGCAGAAAUUUUGAUUUGCUCCUUCAGCGUUUAGGUGUGUAGGACAUUGAAUUUAAACCAUAUAUUAUACAAGUAUCAGUCAAAAUAUAGACUAGCAUUUUGUUGGAUUACUUGUUAAUCAAAUAAAUAUUUUAGCUAUCUUUUUGGAAUAUGUAUUGCUGCCAUUAUGACAGUUAUUUUUUCUGACCAUUUUAUGAUCCAUGUCUGUUACUUGGUUUGCCUUGCAACUAAAGCCAAUGCCAGAGUUAUGAAGCUUACUCAGAAUUCAGAAUUAUAGUCUUGUUUGUUUCCUAUUGUUUGUAGGAACAAGUAUCAUUCAUUAUGUUUUAUGCA